Molecule: messenger RNA, 543 nt
Organism: Fibroporia radiculosa
Lineage: Eukaryota; Fungi; Basidiomycota; Agaricomycetes; Polyporales; Fibroporiaceae
Exons: 4
Coding region: 1-543 (180 amino acids)
Source: RefSeq, a predicted model, not a curated record
AUGGCCCAGCUAUCCCUUGACGAGGCUUUCUUGCAAUUGUGUGUCCACGGUCCCGAGCAUGCAAAGCACCGCGGCGUCCACAUUCCCUAUGAGAGCACCCAUCCCAAUUUGCCCAAAAACCAAACGAUCAAGGAUCUCCCUGGACAUCUGACCGUGAAGACGAUAAGCCGAGACCCGCUCCAGCAAGCCAUCACUAUCACUGUUAAAGGCCUCCCUCUUGUGUUCACGCACACAGGAGGAUACACCUUCGCCAACCCCAACCCUUUCCCCCUUAACGACUGGGUAAAGAAGCCGGGCAAGCUCUAUGUUCGAGGCGAAUACCCGACCCAGGGUUACACCGAUUUCACCGCUCAGCAGCUCCCUUCCUACGAGGCUGCCGCCAGCCAAGCCGGCUAUGUUCCGGGACGUGUGAUAAUUUACACGUACACGCUGAACCGCAUAACUGCUGCAUUCAUCACGGACGACGACAACUACGUCUCUGGCGUGGUGAACAGCACCAACACUCAAUGGAUACCAACUAAUGUGGUCCGCCCCGAAGCCUGA